Messenger RNA from Poeciliopsis prolifica (blackstripe livebearer), 3111 nucleotides. RefSeq names its product sorting nexin 6 (gene snx6). Lineage: Eukaryota; Metazoa; Chordata; Actinopteri; Cyprinodontiformes; Poeciliidae. Gene Ontology annotation, molecular function: phosphatidylinositol binding. Gene Ontology annotation, cellular component: endosome. The record is from RefSeq and is a predicted model, not a curated record. The transcript has 14 exons. Bases 178 to 1551 code for a protein of 457 amino acids.
GUUGGGAGCCCAAUAAAGAGGAAAAAUACAUAAGCCUGUAGAUGUGUUGAAUGCUCAACAAUAAAGGAGAUUAUUACAUAAAUAGUUUAAAGAAAACAAAUGGCAGUUCCUUCAUGAAGUCACAGUCUCCACACAACAAUCCCUGUCUUCAGUCUUAAAAUAAAGAAAUUAAAAAUCAUGGUUUUUAGUGUCAUAGUGUUUUGCAGUUCACUGUUCCUCUUUUUAAAAAUGACCGACUCCUACGUUUCCGAACGUUUCCAUGAUUUUUUUUUCUUCUCACGAGAUUUGGCAGCCGCGUCCACUUCCUGUCACCAGCCGUUCGCAGCCAUGAUGCAGGAAGGGCUGGACGACGGACCCGACUUCCUCUCCGAAGAGGACCGGGGACCGCGAGCGGUAAACGUGGAUCUGGAGAUGGACGCCACGCUACAGGUGGACAUUUCUGACGCGCUCAGUGAGAGGGACAAGGUGAAGUUUACUGUCCACACCAAGAGUACGCUCCCCAAUUUCAAACAGAACGAGUUCUCUGUGGUCCGACAACAUGAAGAGUUCAUCUGGCUACACGACUCAUUCGUUGAAAAUGAAGACUAUGCAGGAUACAUCAUCCCUCCAGCCCCUCCCAGACCUGACUUUGAUGCAUCCAGAGAAAAGCUGCAGAAACUGGGGGAAGGAGAAGGAUCCAUGACCAAGGAGGAGUUCACCAAGAUGAAGCAAGAGCUGGAGGCAGAGUACCUGGCUAUCUUUAAGAAGACCGUUGCCAUGCAUGAGGUCUUCCUCUGUCGUGUGGCUGCUCAUCCCAUCCUCAGGAAGGACCUCAAUUUCCACGUCUUCUUGGAGUACAACCAGGAUCUGAGUGUACGAGGAAAGAACAAGAAGGAGAAACUGGAGGAUUUCUUUAAGAACGUUGUGAAGUCGGCUGAUGGUGUUCUAGUGGCUGGAGUCAAGGACGUGGAUGAUUUCUUUGAGCAUGAAAAGACGUUUCUACUAGAAUAUCACAAUAGAGUCAAAGAUGCUUCGGCCAAAUGUGACAGAAUGAUCCGCUCACAUAAAAAUGCUGCUGAUGACAUGAACAGAAUCGCCUCCUCUCUGUAUACAUUAGGAACACAGGACUCCACAGAUCUCUGCAAGUUUUUCCUGAAGGUGUCAGAGCUAUUCGAGAAAACUAGAAAAAUUGAGGCUCGAGUUGCAGCAGAUGAAGACCUGAAGCUGGCUGACCUGCUCAAAUAUUACCUUCGGGAGUCACAGGCUGCUAAGGACCUGCUGUACCGGAGGAGCCGGGGUCUGGUGGACUAUGAGAACGCUAAUAAAGCUCUGGAUAAAGCACGAGCUAAAAACAGAGAUGUUUUACAGGCAGAGACAAACCAGCAGCUUUGCUGCCACAAGUUUGAGAAGAUCUCUGAGUCUGCCAAGCAAGAGCUGAUAGAUUUCAAGACAAGAAGAGUGGCAGCGUUCAGGAAGAACCUGGUGGAGCUGGCAGAACUAGAGCUCAAACAUGCCAAGGGUAACCUGCAGCUACUGCAGAGCUGUGUGGGCGUCCUGAAAGGUAACACUUAACCGUCUCAUCCUGCCUGCAGCCAGCUGGACACGCCCACUGUUAGGACGGAGCCUGUAAGAAUGGACAAAACACUGAGACAUGUGGAGCAGACAGACAGCUGGGGGUCAAAAAUGACACGAAGUCUGUUUUCUUCAUCAGUAACCAAACACAGUCUUCAUCACUACUCACAAUCCCUAACGCCACCCAUGCUUGUUCUUCUGGUUCAUCAUCAGAACCUCAGCACCGGCACUGGUCCUCUUGGCCGAAUACAAGCACUGCAACACUUUUAGCGUGCUUUCAUUCUAGUCUGUCAGUUUAGAUAUUUAAUUGAUUUCUCCUGAACAUCCAUCAUUUGAAAGUCUUUAUCACCCAGAGAAAACAAUCUGGUGGGCCGUCUGGGCUCUGCAGUCUGGAUGUAGUUCAGCUCUCAGCUGUAGUUGGACAUUUAUUAGUAGUUGUGCUGAGUUUAAGUACCGCACGAAAAACUCUUUUAAAUACUCUACAUAAAAUAAAUUCACCAUAUAAUCUACAGAUAAAUGCAAUGAGAUGACAAAUAUGAUUUGUUGAUGUGUUCCACAAUUAUCCACACUAUCAAGCAACCUGAUGAAGUUACAUGAACGCCACUGGAAGGUUGAAAGUGAAAGCAGCAUGUUGGUCUGUACUAAAUGCCUCCAGUUUGUCAAAUGACCAUCGACUUAUUAACCCAACAGUGUAAACAUGGCACAUUUUGUUCUUAAGUGACUCAAAACAAUAAUUAAGAAAACACAUCAACUAAUACAGCAAACAUCCUUAUUGGAACACAAAUCUGAACUAUUUUUAGCUUCUCACUCUGCUUCCACGUCGCCGAGUUUUUUCUCUUUACUGACGCAUAUCUUAGUUGAUAAAUGUGUGUGUCACACUGGGAUGGUUUGUCCAUUUACUAAAUUAUUGGGAAGCAAAUCAGCAAAAAAGACUAAACUAAUUCAAUCCUGAAACGUUUCUGUUUUGCAUUGUUUCAGAGACAAGUUUGCUUGUUACCCACCAUGUCACCAUCCAUAUCUUCCUCCUCUGUUUUGGUGACGGUCGUAUGUCUGAAUCUGUUUUAACGUGUGUUACUGCUGGUAUGUGCAGGCGGAAGUCGGCUCUUGGUUCCUGUUCUAGUUUAAGUGUCAUUUAAAAGAAAAAAAAAUCUACAAAAAUUUACUUGUACUUGUUUGUAUUAACCAAUGAAUGCUAAUUGUCUGUUGCUUCGGUUUGUUUUCCAUUCCAGUCGAUGGUGGAGCUUCAGUCUUUUUGCCUUAAUGUCAGUCGUUCAGUUUAACUUUAUUUUUCAAAAAAAGAGAGAAAACUACACAAGAAAUGUUUUCAGUUUGUUUUUUUCAACAUUACUGUAUAUGAAUGUUUUUUCACUCUUAUGUGACCAAAGCUUCCAUUACCGAUUAAAAAUGAACAAUUAAAAAUGGAGGUGUGCUGAAAUAGAAAAGAGUUAAAUGAAUGAUUUUGAAAUUCACAUUAUUUUAAUUGUUUCAUCUUCAGCAGGUCUGUAAUCCACCCUGGUCAUCCUGAGAUUCAAUAAAACUUUAUGGACACUUUUCCUACAA